AUGAAACGAAAACUUGUUUUGACCAAAGACGAUCGAGAUGACGAAUAUUAUGCAGUUAUUAUCGGUGCCGGCUUUUCUGGUAUAGGCAUUGGAAUCAAAUUACAUGAGGCUGGCAUGUAUAAAUAUGUAAUAUUGGAACGUCUAUCACACAUCGGUGGUACUUGGUAUGCUAAUCAAUAUCCAGGUUGUGCUUGCGAUAUUCCAUCGAAUCUUUACUCGUUUUCAUUCGAACCCAAUUCACAAUGGUCAUAUUUUUACGGUCGACAACAAGAAAUAGCCGAAUAUAUGGAACAUUGUGCAGACAAAUAUGAUCUUCGUCGACACAUUGAAUUCAAUACAACAGUUAUUCGUUGUGAUUGGCUCGACGAACGACAAGUAUGGAGAGUAACAACUCGGUUGAAGAAUGAUCAAGAGAAACAAUUCUUCUGUCGAAUAUUAAUUUCUGGUAAUGGACCUUUGUCGAAUGGUGCCUAUCCAACGAAUAUCCCAGGAAUUGAUAAAUUUCAAGGUCGAAUGUGUCACACAGCUGAAUGGGAUAAGUCAAUUGAUUUCAUCAAUAAACGAGUGGCUGUCGUGGGAACUGGUUCUAGUGGAGUUCAAGUUGUGCCCGAAUUAUACAAGAUGAAUGUGUCAAAAUUGUACGUCUUUCAACGUACACCUGCCUGGAAAUUCAAUCGAGGAAUUAUCUAUUGGAUAUAUGAAUCGACUGCACUUUCGUUUACUUACCGAUUACCAAUUCGACAUAUAUGUCAAGAAUUAGUCAAUUAUAAUCUUACGAGACAAGUUAAAGAUAAAGAAUUACGAAAGGAAUUGACACCAUCAUUCGAUGUUGGUUGUAAACGAAUUUUAAUUAGUAAUGAUUGGUAUCCAACAUUGCAAAAACCCAAUGUAUUGCUUGUUACUAGUCGAAUACGAGAAGUGACAUCGAAUUCAAUUAUUACUCAAGAUGGUAACGAAUAUCCUGUUGAUAUUAUCGUAUGGUCAACUGGAUUUCAAGUGCAUAAAAUUCCGUUUGAAAUUUUUGGCUCAAAUGGUUUUUCACUUUCUAAACUAUGGGCGGAAACAAUUCAGGCCUACCGUGGUAUGACUAUGCCUAACUUUCCUAAUCUAUUUUUAAUCCUAGGUCCGAAUGUAAGUUUUGGUUAUAAUACGACUAUAUUCAUGAUCGAAGCGCAAUUGAAUUAUAUUAUGGAGGCGCUUCUAUUUAUGCAAGAAAGUGAUGUAAGUUCCAUAUCGAUUAAGCAAAAUGUUUUUGAACAAUACAAUCAACAAUUACAAUCAAAACUGAAAAAUACAGUGUGGCAAUUAGGUAGUUGUCGUUCAUAUUACCAAGAUGCUCAUGGGAAUAAUAUAGGUAAUUGGCCCGAUUUUACAUGGAUCUAUUAUUUAUUUAUGCGAAAUUUUGAUCAUAAAAAUUAUCAGAUAACCAAAAUGUAA
Molecule: messenger RNA, 1437 nt
Organism: Rotaria sordida
Lineage: Eukaryota; Metazoa; Rotifera; Eurotatoria; Philodinida; Philodinidae
Source: the annotation of a GenBank genome assembly